AUGAAUCUUUCAAAUCAAGGACAAAAAAUUACUAAAAAUUAUAUUGAAUUAAAACAAAAACAUAAAGAAGAAAGUAUUUCAAUUGUUUUUGGAAGAUUAUUUUGUAAUUUAGGAGAAUAUGAUAAAUCAUUAAAAUAUUUUCAACAAUUAUUCAAUGAUUCAAAUAAUGAAGAUCGUGCUUGGAUUGAAUUUAAUAUUGGUCGUGUUCUUUCUUUUAAAUAUCAAUGGAAUGAAGCUCGAAUAUAUUAUGAUCAUGCAUAUAAUCGAAUGAUGAACAAUAAACCAUCACGAAUAAAAGAUUCUGCUCAUGUUCUCAAUAACAUUGCUUGUAUUUAUGUUAAUCAAGGAAAAUAUGAUCAAGCUCUUGAUUAUCAUCAACGAGCAUUAGAAAUUCGAGAGAAAUUUUAUCCAUCUAAAUAUAUCGAUAUUGCUCAAAGUCUGUACAAUAUUGGUUGUAUUCUCGAUCAGCAAGAAAAAUACAAUGAUGCUCUUGAUUAUUAUCAAGGAGCAUUGAAAAUUCAAGAGAAAGUUUAUUCAUCUGAUCAUGCCAAUAUUGCUAGAAGUCUCAGUAAUAUUGGUAUUAUUCUCUAUCAACAAGGAAAGUACGAGGUAGCUCUCAAUUAUCAUAAACGAGUAUUGAAAAUUCGAGAGAAAAUUUAUUCAUCUGGUCAUAUCGAUAUUUCUUAUAGCCUCAAUAACAUUGGUAUUAUUCUACGUAAUCAAGGAAAGUACGUUGAAGCUCUCGAUUGUUAUCAAAGAACAUUAAAAAUUGAAGAGAAAUUUUAUUCACCUGGUCAUGUCGAUAUAGCUAAAAGUCUUGCUAAUAUUGGUAACAUUCUUUUCGAUCAAGGAAAGUACGAAGAAGCUUUUGACUAUUAUCAACGAGCAUUGAAAAUUGAAGAAAGAUUCUAUCCAUCUGAUCAUGUCUAUAUUGCACAUAGUUUGAAUAAUAUUGGCAUUUGUUAUGAAAAUCAGAAUCAGCGAAAGAUGGCACUUGAUUAUUAUCACCAUGCAUUGGCUAUUUAUGAGAAGUUUCUUCCUGUCGAUCAUCCACGUCGACAGAAAACCGAGCACAAUAUUCGUCGACUUACUGAAAGAAAACACAGCCAUUAA
This is a messenger RNA of Rotaria sordida, 1113 nucleotides long. The record is from the annotation of a GenBank genome assembly. Lineage: Eukaryota; Metazoa; Rotifera; Eurotatoria; Philodinida; Philodinidae.